Schistocerca americana (American grasshopper) is the source of this 327-nucleotide messenger RNA. RefSeq names its product glycine-rich protein DOT1-like. The record is from RefSeq and is a predicted model, not a curated record. The transcript has a single exon. Lineage: Eukaryota; Metazoa; Arthropoda; Insecta; Orthoptera; Acrididae. The coding region runs from base 1 to 327 and encodes 108 amino acids.
AUGGGGCAUGGGGCAUGGGGCUUGGGUGGGGGCGAGGGCGAGGGCGAGGGCGGGGGCGGGGGCAGGGGCGAGGGCGGGGGCGGGGGCGGGGGCGAGGGCGGGGGCGGGGGCGGGGGCGAGGCCGGGGGCGAGGCCGGGGGCGAGGCCGGGGGCGAGGCCGGGGGCGAGGCCGGGGGCGAGGCCGGGGGCGAGGCCGGGGGCGAGGCCGGGGGCGAGGCCGGGGGCGAGGCCGGGGGCGAGGCCGGGGGCGAGGCCGGGGGCGAGGCCGGGGGCGAGGCCGGGGGCGAGGGCGGGGGCGGGGGCGAGGGUAGCCAGGUAGGGCUGUAA